Messenger RNA from Prunus persica (peach), 1394 nucleotides. Its product is annotated as 2-methylene-furan-3-one reductase. NCBI's taxonomy places the organism in Eukaryota, Viridiplantae, Streptophyta, Magnoliopsida, Rosales, Rosaceae. Bases 61 to 1242 code for a protein of 393 amino acids. The transcript is spliced from 4 exons. The record is from RefSeq and is a predicted model, not a curated record. Gene Ontology annotation, molecular function: zinc ion binding; oxidoreductase activity, acting on the CH-CH group of donors, NAD or NADP as acceptor.
ACAAGCGCCAUAUGAAGGAGCAGAGAAAGAGAUAAGCUGUUUAAGGUUCGGUUGGGAACAAUGCUAGCAACCACUUCCACGCUCAGCUCCACUGCUUCUCAACUCACACCCUUAAGCUCUCUAUCCCCAAACCCAUUUUCUGUCAAAUUUUCCUUCACUUUCCGAGAAAAUAAGAACAGAAUCGCAGUACCCACAAGCUUGAAAUCCCAAAGAUGCCAGCUUUCUGCUCUUCCUGCUCUGAGAGUGUCUGCUAGUUCCCAAUCUGCCCCUACUUCCGUUGAGGCGUCAAAGGUCUCGGCUUUGCCGUCGGAGAUGAAGGCGUGGGUAUAUGGGGAAUAUGGGGGUGUUGAUGUUUUGAAAUUUGAUACCAAAGUUGCGGUGCCUGAGUUGCUGGAGGACCAGGUUUUGGUAAAGGUUGUGGCUGCGGCUCUUAACCCAGUCGAUUUCAAGAGAAGGCAGGGCAAGUUCCAGAACACUGACUCUCCUCUUCCGACUGUUCCGGGAUAUGAUGUUGCCGGUGUGGUGGUAAAAGUUGGCAGUAAAGUAAAGGACUUUAAAGAGGGGGAUGAAGUGUACGGAGACAUAAAUGAGAAAGCUUUGGAGGGGCCUAAAAAAUCUGGCUCUCUUGCUGAGUACACUGCAGUUGAAGAGAGGUUAUUGGCGUUGAAGCCUAAGAAUCUGGAUUUUGUUCAGGCUGCUGCGCUUCCUCUUGCAAUCGAGACUGCUUACGAGGGUCUCGAAAGGACUGGGUUUUCUGCUGGUAAAUCUUUGCUUGUUUUGAAUGGUGCUGGUGGAGUUGGAAGCCUGGUGAUUCAGCUAGCAAAACAUGUAUUUGGAGCUUCAAGAGUGGCGGCCACUUCGAGCACCGGAAAAUUGGAGUUGUUGAAGAGCUUGGGUGCUGAUCUAGCCAUUGACUACACAAAGGAGAAUUUCGAAGAAUUGCCAGAGAAAUUUGAUGUUGUAUAUGAUGCAAUUGGUCAAUGUGAUAAAGCAGUGAAGGUGGUGAAGGAAGGGGGCAGUGUAGUGGCCCUAACAGGCGCGGUAACACCUCCAGGCUUCAGAUUUGUAGUGACUUCUAAUGGAGCUGUUUUGAAGAAACUAAAUCCAUAUUUAGAGAGUGGGAAGGUGAAGGCAGUGAUAGAUCCCAAAGGGCCCUUCCCUUUCUCUAAGCUUGUUGAGGCCUUCUCUUACCUUGAAACCAAUCGGGCCACUGGAAAGGUAGUUAUACAUCCAAUUCAAUGAGAAGGUGCUGUGUAUAUGAUGUUGCUGCCCUCUUUGUAAUAUGAAUGGUAGGCUACUUGAAUGUAUUGUGUUAACUCAAUUGUGACAUGUAUAAAUAUUGGCAAAUAAGUAGAUGCUCUUUCUUUUUGGGUUCUGUUAAACGAACCUUAAAA